This is a messenger RNA of Iphiclides podalirius (scarce swallowtail), 1014 nucleotides long. The record is from the annotation of a GenBank genome assembly. Lineage: Eukaryota; Metazoa; Arthropoda; Insecta; Lepidoptera; Papilionidae.
AUGGAUGAUGAUUCUAUUCAGACUUUACGGAAAUCUACCCGGGAGUCAUUAAAAUUAAACCGGCGAUUUCAAAGGGAUGAAGUUAAUGAUGUGCAACGAUGUAUAAAACAAUUAAGCAUAUCGCCACAAAGUUUUGAUGAAGUUGUCCAGAAGUUAAAGUCCAAAUCCAUUGUGAUGGAUGCCGAUCUUCAAAUCCUUAAGAAUGGUUUAAUGGAUAAUCCAAAGAACAUUGAAAUUGUUUUAAGAACCCAUGGAACUUUACGUGGCCUUGUAAGAGAGCUUUCAGGUAAUGACAUAAGAAAACAGUGUGCUGCCGCGGGUUGCUGUUGUAACCUAGCUCUCGGAGAUUCAAGAGCAUGUAUGGCUAUAGCUAAGGCAUCUGGCCCAUAUCUGACAGCAGCUCUUGACAAUCUCACUGCUGAAUUAGCGAUAAACUGCGCUUGGGCAUUGGGCAAUUUGACCGGCUCUGGGACGAAGGCGUGCGAUGUGCUUGUAGCACAGGGCGCAUUGUCAAAACUCUGUGAACUGCUGGAGAGGAAUAACGAUGAUCUUCAAGAAGCCGCAACUUACGCACUUACACACUUUGCAUAUCACAUGGAAGACGAUCUGAGAACCGAACACCUUCAGAAGUUGCUGAAGGCAUUGUCAAAAAUCGAAGCCAGUCCAUCCACCUGCCAACUGGCCUUCAUACUAUCCUGUCACGGGGACUUCGUGGAAAGUGUGCCCGGGGAAUUCCCGCAGAGGUUGCUGGCGGCCUUGGACACGUGCGUGGCGAGACACCAAGGCGGCUGCGGGAGGGACUGCAACUGCGAACUGGUGUAUGUGGUCAGGACGUUGGCCAAUAUGGACGAGGAGGUGUACGGUGCUGUAUUGCAUCGCUUCUCCAGCGGUGACCUCGGCAAGAGGCUUUGGCAGAUUCUUAAUUCAGACAGCGGUGGACUCGGGCAAUCCCUGUUGUGGCUGUUCGGCAAUUUAUACAACUCUCGCACCGACGAUGCGUUCUUUGCUACUUUA